AUGGGUAAGUAUUCUAAGAAUGUGCUUGUUUUUUGCAUUGGAAUGCUUCUUGUAAGCUUAUGGUGCAUGAAAUUGAGUGCCUAUGGAAAAGGACUAGAACGUGGACCUGGAAAAGGAGAAGGGUAUCUACAUUGGGAAAAUCAAGAUGCACAUGUUGGAUGUAACAACAAAAUUCCAGGUGGAGAUUGUACAGAUGAUAUUACUGUUCAUCCCAUGAAGAAAGGCGGUGAAGGUGGAGAGAAACAUGAAACUCAAGAUAUACCUGUCGAAGGUAACAGAAUAAUUCCGGGUGGAGAUUCCAAAAAUGAUGUUACUAUCCAGCCCAUGAAGAAAGGCGGUCGAGGUGGAGAGAAUCAUGAAACUCAAGAUAUACCUGUCGAAGGUAACAGAAUAAUUCCGGGUGGAGAUUUAAAAAAUGAUGUUACUAUUCAACCCAUGAAGAAAGGCAGUGGAGGUGGAGAGAAACAUGAAACUCAUGAUAUACCUGUCGAAGGUAACAGAAUAAUUCCGGGUGGAGAUUUAAAAAAUGAUGUUACUAUUCAACCCAUGAAGAAAGGCGGUGGAGGUGGAGAGAAUCCUGAAACUCAAGAUAUACCUGUCGAAGGUAACAGAAUAAUUCCGGGUGGAGAUUUAAAAAAUGAUGUUACUAUUCAACCCAUGAAGAAAGGCAGUGGAGGUGGAGAGAAACAUGAAACUCAUGAUAUACCUGUCGAAGGUAACAGAAUAAUUCCGGGUGGAGAUUUAAAAAAUGAUGUUACUAUUCAACCCAUGAAGAAAGGCGGUGGAGGUGGAGAGAAACAUGAAACUCAUGAUAUACCUGUCGAAGGUAACAACAAAAAUUUGGGUGGAGAUUUAAAAAAUGAUGUUACUAUUCAGCCCAUGAAGAAAGGCGAUUGAGAUGGACAGAGACAUGAAAAUCCUUUUAGAAGAUGGCCUAUUGAUGAGAAUUCAACCUAAUUAUGUUUAUCAAAUCAAAAUGAAAUAAAGCAAUUAGGACUUAAAUAUCUUACAAAUGGUGAGUUAUCAUAUCUAUAUAAAUUUAGAAUUGUGUUACUUACAUUAUUAAAUAAAAUUUUGAUCUUUCUAUUUUAA
Lathyrus oleraceus (garden pea) is the source of this 1092-nucleotide messenger RNA. RefSeq lists its product as uncharacterized. The record is from RefSeq and is a predicted model, not a curated record. The transcript has 2 exons. Bases 1 to 897 code for a protein of 298 amino acids. Lineage: Eukaryota; Viridiplantae; Streptophyta; Magnoliopsida; Fabales; Fabaceae.